This is a messenger RNA of Aplysia californica (California sea hare), 2752 nucleotides long. RefSeq names its product pre-mRNA-splicing factor CWC22 homolog. The coding region runs from base 662 to 2752 and encodes 696 amino acids. Lineage: Eukaryota; Metazoa; Mollusca; Gastropoda; Aplysiida; Aplysiidae. The record is from RefSeq and is a predicted model, not a curated record. The transcript has 7 exons.
UCUUGGGGGGGAUUACUUCAUUAAUUCACUCCCGUGGUGAUUUCUAUGUGUUCUUGGUGAACCGGCUGAAUUUCUUGCUACUGCUGCAGUUGUAGUAGUAAUAGUAGUAGCUGGGCAUAAGGGUAGAAAUUGUAGUAGUAGUAGCAGUAGCAGUAGCAGUAGUAGUUUUAGUAGUAGUUGGUGUUGUUGAAGUAGUAGUAGGAGUAGUAGUAUCGCAGAGACUACGUUUGAAAACAGUACCAGCGGGGGUGCCAGUCUUGCUGUAAGUUGCAAACGAACACUUUGAAGCAAUGCAAGCACAUCCAAAGUUAUUUCCUCCGACCGUUCAGAAUACCAUGUGAAAAAGUCAUGAUGUAAAGAUAGUUGCUUUUCUUUUCCUUAAAUGUGAUUCUUUAUGUUAACUGUACAUUGAUCCUGUGGACUGUGUUGUUGCUAUGUUAUAGUGGAUCAGGUCCUGGAUUCUAGAAUCACGUUUGGGAACACAUAGUAUAACACGGAACUCACUAGAUCGUACAGCCCGUAGGGUGGACGCCUGGACCCUGUACUGACCACCACAGAGACCAGGAAUCCGGUGUACGCCCUUAUACACAGCUGAGGGAUACACACAACAAAUACCCAGUUGUCUAUCAAUGACAUAAAAGAAUAUCGAGCACAUUUAGAUAUGGACACAGCGGCCAGCCAAAAUCGCGCUGAGGAUUACCGUAAAGAAUUCGUGGAUAAAGGGACAACGCCUACCUCCUCAGAGACUGAUAACUGCUCAGUUCACACGGAGAUAGAGAGAGUGGCAGAACCUGGAUCUUCUGGCAAGAGGAGGUGGAGGUCAAACGAGAACAGAAGACAGAAUAAAGAGAAGAGCAGGAGUCAGGCAGGAAGUAAACGGAGAGUUGAACUUCGAGACUAUCGCUUCAAACAAAAGUCUUUAACAAAUAGAGAAUCAUCUCUGGAUAGCGGAGAAGGAGGGGGCGACGAAGAAGAAGACGAUGGAGACUACGCCGUUAAGCAAGAAAAUAGUGGGGAUAAAGAGCUCUCAUCAAAUUCAGGUAACAGCGAGAGACAAAUGGACGUCAGUGGUUAUGAUCCAAAUGUGCGAAACACAGGAGUUAUAUCGGACUCGACUGGAAUUCUGAAGCGCUCUCCUAACCCCUAUCUGGUGAAAUUCCCCCAACCUUGCCAGUUCUCUGCAGACAGUCGUCUCCUUUCUGAAGUCGUGGUGAGCCCGUUUGGGGAAUCGGCAACAUUGACAGAACAGCAACAACAUAAACUCUCCGUGGCGACCUACGACUCGGCCGUGUCCACAAUGUCAACGCCGUCGGCCGUAUCUGUGUCGAUGGAGUCUCGAGUCUUCUCUUCUCCCAGCAACUCGGAACGCUCCAAAAGCUCCAUCUCUCCCAAACGACCUCGCUCACCGGAGCUAACGAAAGCCCUCAGACUGAGACAGGAAAAGCUCAAGCGUAACCGUGACAUUGACGAAACCAGGAUCCGCCUGAAGUGUCAGCAUGUGGGAGAGAAGCGGGACAGAGGAAGCAGCAGAGGUCAGUCCGGGGAGAGGGCAGGCUCAGCUGCUCAAGCUAGGAGACCUGUGCUAGAAAGAGCGAGAUCUGAGGACUCUAGUAAAAGCUUUCUUCGACAUUUAGCUGGCAAAGACAGUAGCUGUUCCUUAGGAAGUAUGAAGGAAGUAGAAGAGAGGUAUUCCCGAAGAAAAACGCGAUCAAAAUCGGACUCUAUUAGCAAAUCGCCACUUUCCUACGAAAACAAAGGAACGUCACCAGACGACAGCCCCAUGCAAAACACAAUGACACCACCGGCCAUUAUUGAAACUAGUGCAACGUCUGAGGUGUUCGAACGUGCCCCUAGUUCUUUACAUGACAAAAAUUAUCCAUCUACCCAUACUGCUGAAAGACCGGUGACUCUCACUCCACUCGAACGUCGAGAUUCAUCAAAGUCUUCAAGGUCGAGAGAUCGAAAGGAUAAAGAAGCGAAAAAAACCUCACAAUACUCUUCAGACAACCCACGAAGUAGUAAAAGCAAAAGGUCGUCCCAAAUUUCAAAGUCUGAGAGUGUGAAAAACGCCUUACCCGCCGACGAUUCAAAUCCACAGCCUGCCCUUCCUGAGUCUUCCAACACCGAUCAUCCCACAAACCCAGCUCGUUUACCUAAUGAAGAUACGAGUCAUGGCAGGAUUCCCCCGCCGGAAACUGCUCUCGACUCCCUGGCAUCAGCUCAAGAGGUUGAAAAAACGACUGCUGUUACCAUGGACGCCAUUUUGAGAGACGGGCUUCCGGAUAUUCCAGCUUUGGAGAACACCACGGAGUCCGUUGUCAUUGAUUGGAGAGGUGUCUUCCGGGUAGAGAUGAUGCGUCUUCGCAGAGAGGUGAACGAAUUCCGAAAAUUUUGUCAGGAUCAGAUCAAACUACAUGCACUGGCUCUGGAAAAUUCAUGGAGUGGAAAAAGCCGGCCAGAUGGUCUGCAGUCCAAAAAUGGUCUCAGACCAAGCGAACCCCCACGGAUCAGCGAACAGUUGAAAGACCUGGAGGUGAAUAUGGAACUUUUCCAGAAGAAGCAGCGUCUGCUUGACCUUGAGACUGAGAUCCUGGCCAAAGAAGAGCGUCUGUCUGGUAAACAGAAGGACCUGGAAGAGUAUGAGAAGGAGAUCAUUGAUGUGGAGGCCAUGCUCAACCACAGACAGGCUAUCUGUGACAGGCGACAGAGGGCUCUGGUGUCUUUAGACGAGGUUUACAAUAGCUAUUUUUAA